AUGAACUCAUCAAAAAUUUUGUUUACCUUGCUAGUGCUUAUGGCCUUAGCCAACAUUCAAUCAGCAACACCAAUGGUUAGAAAAUCCCAAUUUUACAUAGAAAACCAUAGCACCAAUGACCUUCUCUUCCAAAGAGAUGAGGAGCAACCACAUCUCCUUAGAAAUGGUCGUCUUCUAGCCAGUAAAGUGACCAAGACAUAUCCUUAA
Messenger RNA from Dovyalis caffra, 207 nucleotides. The record is from the annotation of a GenBank genome assembly. Lineage: Eukaryota; Viridiplantae; Streptophyta; Magnoliopsida; Malpighiales; Salicaceae.